ACCGGCGUUGCAGCAUCAGCCUCCGUUCACAAUCCACCCUCCCUCGAUAGUGCGCUGUACGUAGACUAGCUGGUCGACUGACAGUGUCAUACAGCACGCAGCCCAUCUAUAGGCGGAUGAGCGGCUCAACCUCCGUAUUAAAAGCCUGUCGGGUGAUGAUACACAGUCUGCGUUGAAAGGAUUUUGUCGAUGAGGAAAACACCGUCACAUGGGGUCAACGCGAUCGCUUCCUGCAUCGCGCCACCGCUCCGCUUUUGCGCGUUCGUGUCGUUAACAUUUCCGCCGCUAUAGAUGUCGCAUAGUAUUCAAUUGCAAUGAUAAGCAAAGUUAAGAACGCCAUGUCCUCGCUGGUGGGCGGCAUCAUCCCGCACGGCCACCAUCAUCACCAGCAGCACGGAGCCGCGCAGAACGACGGCACGGACGCGCUACCGCCGCGCUUCCCGUACGGCAGACCCGACUUUCUGGACCUGACGCAGGAGCUGCUGCAGUACUCCACCGAGCACGCGUCCAGGCCGGUGAUCAUGCUCAAACGUGACAGCAGACUGCCGUGGAGGACGGGAUACGCCGAGGUGAUUAACGCUGGUAAGAGCAUGCUGAAUGAGGACCAGGCUGCCUGUGAGCUGCUUUAUGUGAGAAAGCUGAGCAGUAAACAGCAGCGUUGUUCAAUGUUACUGGAGGACAGUGGGGACACCACAGGCAUUCCCAUGCACUUCUGGGGUGUUUUCGAUGGACACGCCGGCUCCGGUGCGGCUCUCACGGCCUCCAAACUUCUCCAGCGUAUCAUCCGCGAUCGACUUUGCGAUGUCGCCCAUCUUCUUGAAAACCAGAACAGCCUGCCGCCGAUCUGCCUGGCCAAGAAUGGCAGCCCCUUCCAGGCGGAGGCAAAGAAAGGCGCCUGUCUGGAUGGAGAGGAGCAAGAUGGACUACCGGAUGAACCCCGGUUUCACAUGGAGAAGGACAUCAGUGUGGAGAGUCUGGUGAUGGGGAUCAUAGAGACUGCCUUCAAACAAAUGGAUGACCUGAUAGAGAAGGAGAAAGAGUCUUACAACAUUUCUGGGGGCUGUUGUGCUUUGGUUGCAAUUCACCUUUUGGGAAAACUAUAUGUAGCAAAUGCAGGUGACAGCAGAGCCAUAAUUGUCCGUAAUAAUGAGGUAAUCCCAAUGUCCAAUGAAUUCACACCUGAAAGUGAAAGACAACGGCUGCAGUACCUGGGAUUCCUUAAGCCUGAACUGCUUGGGAAUGAGUUUACACAUAUCGAGUUCCCAAGACGCAUUCAACACAAGGAGCUCGGCAAGAAGAUGCUGUUUAGAGACCACACGAUGACUGGCUGGGCAUAUAAGACAAUUGUGGAAGAUGAUUUGAAGUUUCCCCUGAUAUAUGGAGAAGGGAAAAAGGCUAGAGUCAUGGCCACUAUCGGUGUAACUCGUGGUUUAGGGGAUCAUGACCUGAAAGUUUAUAACUCAAACAUUCAUAUCAAACCCUUCCUGUCCUGCUGCCCAGAGGUGAAGGUGUAUAACAUCUCCGAGCACAAACACGGGCCUGAUGAUGUCUUGGUCAUGGGCAGUGAUGGACUGUGGGACGUCACGACUGAUAGAGAUGUUGCAGAUGCUAUAACAACUUUUCUGUCAGGUCGUGAGCACAACGACCCGUUGAGGUACACACUAGCAGCACAAGAUCUUCUGAUGCGGUCGCGUGGAGUUCUCAAAGAGCGAGGGUGGCGACUACCCAAUGAAAGACUUGGCUCAGGCGAUGACAUCACAGUGUUUGUCAUUCCAUUGGCCGGGUCAGAGUUAGAAACAUGACGGGCUGGGCCUACCUUCACCGGACAAGCACACCAGGACACGUCCCUGGCUCCAUCCCAGAGAAAGGGCUAGGAAACCGAAAAGUUCAUUUUCAUCAUUCCGGGCUCGGAUUUGUCGCAGCUUCUCCCUUUUCUCCUCCGAGUCACUCUUCAUCAUUAAUAUCGUCAAGCCCAUGUCAGGUGUGGGAUGACAUCAUCAAGUGCCAUUCCUCUGUCUUUCCAUCUUGUCGUACGCUCAGAAAGUCUGUACUGGAGGGCUUGUAACGGUUAAGUAAUGGGCUGUUUGUCCAAUACUGCUAAAAAAAUCAAAAGGGAAAAUAAAAACAUAAGCACUUUAUAUGUAGCGAAAACCAUCUGAGCUGUAAUUUAAACUGCUGAUCAUCUUUUGUCAAUGUCCUUUCCAAAGAAUGUUUCUGUUGACUGAAUCUAAAGUUUUCUUUAGCAAUCAACAAAAAAAGAUGGGCAUUUAUUUUUGAAUGCAAUUUAUUUCCGGUUUACGUUUCAAACAGGCCUCAUUUACGUAGGCAAUAUGUCUAUAUUCUAGAAAAAAAACACAUUAGCAUUAAAGUCAACAUGAAAUCACAAUUCACACUUUCUGAAUACUUGCUCAAGGACUCAAUUCAUCUAUGCACGCUAUUAUAAAGAAAAAGAAAAAGUAACUUUCUGAAAUAACAUUUCAGUUUAAUGGGUAUUCAAGCAAUGGAAAUACAGCCUUCAUCAGUAAUAAUGCAGUAAUUUAAUAUAAUAUAGAUUGCACCAAUAACAGCAAACAACUUUUAGGAAUAAAGCGCUCAUCCACAAUUCAAAUUCAUUCAAUUCAAUCCAUUGAAUAAAAUCAAGCCGUGCACUUCAUAUUUGUAUGAAAUCUUGUAUAACUUAUAACAAUCUGUCCAACGGCAUUUCAUGUUGACUUUAAGCCAGAAACAUACAGACUGGUAUCAACCUUGCUUCUUUACGACUAUUUAACAAGAUAAUUUUCUCAGAACCACCACCAAGUCAUGUACAAAUAACUAAAAGAUAGUUAUCUGGGUUUUACUGGUGAAUAGACAUUGAUUGAUAUUAUACCCAACUGAACUGAUUGCUUGCUCUGCUUUAGAUUUAAUCAUAGUCGCUAAAUGCCCAAUUUCUUUGUUGUAAAUAAAACAUUUUGUCGGUAAAAAAACUCCAUUCCAACAACCAUUUAGAUCCCGACCUGAAACUGAGAAACCUGAACGUAGUUUCAUCGAUCAUUUUGGUCUUUUUUACACCUUGAAUGUAUCAUAUUUCCUUUACUUGAUGUUAGUAUUGUGUCUGUGUCGUGUGUGUAUAUAUAUGCAGUAUAUAUAUAUUGAUUUCUGCCUUUAAAUGAUGGUUCAUUGUCAAAAGAUUACUCUUUGCAAAUUAUUAUGUGACCAUUCUAAAUAAAUCUAUCCUUUUUACAA
Molecule: messenger RNA, 3222 nt
Organism: Misgurnus anguillicaudatus (oriental weatherfish)
Lineage: Eukaryota; Metazoa; Chordata; Actinopteri; Cypriniformes; Cobitidae
Gene: ppm1j
Product: protein phosphatase, Mg2+/Mn2+ dependent, 1J
Biological process (GO): protein dephosphorylation
Cellular component (GO): mitochondrion
Molecular function (GO): [pyruvate dehydrogenase (acetyl-transferring)]-phosphatase activity
Source: RefSeq, a predicted model, not a curated record